This is a messenger RNA of Symbiodinium pilosum, 750 nucleotides long. Lineage: Eukaryota; Dinophyceae; Suessiales; Symbiodiniaceae. The record is from the annotation of a GenBank genome assembly.
AUGGCGGGCAAAGAGGGCUUGGUCCAACAGAUCAAGAACAUGCAGCGCAUUGACCCCACAUUCAAGCAGACUUGGUGGGACUUCUGCGAAUCACAGCUUGGCGGUGUUCGUGAUCCCAAUCGUCACGAUGAGAGCGUCUUGGGCACGUUUUUGGAGCAGUACAACAGCGGCGCCAUUGCCCCGUCCCCCUUCCGUGCCGAGGAGGGCUGGUGGGGCAAGGGAAAGGGCAAAGGCGGCGGUGGUGGUGGCGGCGGCUAUGACAUGGGUUGGGCAAUGAUGAUGGGCGGAGGCUUGGGCGACAUGAUCAAGCAGGGUCAGAGGGCAUCCUAUCACUAUAGGACCGCUUGGACUAUCUACUGUGCGCUGUAUGGGGCGGGCAAGAACGACCCAACCAAGCAUGAUGAUAAGUUCAUCCGCGGCUACCUUGACUACCUGGGGGAGCUGGCAACAAACGGAUUGUCGUCCAUUGCAUCUUCCCAGGGCAUCAAUCUCGAGGAAAUCACGGCCAACACCACCAACAAGCGACCGCAAGUGGGUGGUGAAGCAGCACCUAUGAAGAAGUUCAAGUCCGAACCCGACGAGAUCAAGCUACCCCUGGCAGAGAAGGUCAAGAACAUGCAAAGGUCCAACCCCGCAGCAAAAGAGGCUUGGUGGGCCUACUGCGAUGCUCAGGCAGGAGGCCUGCGAGACCCAAUGCGCCACGACACAGACUCGCUGCAGGCUUUCUUGACCAGCCAGGGCGCAAUGUAA